Colletotrichum spaethianum is the source of this 1170-nucleotide messenger RNA. RefSeq lists its product as uncharacterized. The record is from RefSeq and is a predicted model, not a curated record. The transcript is spliced from 3 exons. NCBI's taxonomy places the organism in Eukaryota, Fungi, Ascomycota, Sordariomycetes, Glomerellales, Glomerellaceae. Bases 1 to 1170 code for a protein of 389 amino acids.
AUGGACGCAGGCGGUCUCGCUCAAAUGAACUCCAACAACUUCUCCUCGGCCAAUGGCCUCGCCAUGCCCGGCGGCGGACUUGCCUCUCGCCGCGGUGGCCCUGUGAAACCGCUCUCCCUGUCGAACGCCGCUCCCACCAGCAACGCUGCUGACAACGGAGCUCCCACUCCCCGUACCAGCCGCUCUCACCUGCUUGCGGGCCUCAGGACCGCCCCCAAGUCCGCUACUGCGGCCAACUUCUCGGGUGCCAACAAUGGCUUUUACGUUGACCAGGGCCAGAAUGACCACCAGCAGGCUCAGAUUGCUCAGCUCUAUGCUGCGCUAGCUCAGCAGCAGCAUCAGCACCAGCAAGCCCCCCGCGUUCAGGUUUCCCCUCCUCCUGAGAACCACGCCUCCCCGUUCCGCACGGCGACUCCCCCCAAGCGCUACGAGUCACCUUCCGAAGUAGCUCCUCUGCCUCCCCCGUCAGCCAACGCCUUCCGCCGUGGCCAUAAGAAGGUCAUGUCCCUGGCCUUGAAUGGCCAGCCUCUCGCCCUCCCAAGAGCCCCCAAGUCUGCUGGCCCUAAGACGGCCUCUUUCCCCCUCACCCCUCUGUCCGGAGGCUAUGGACCCGGUCAGGGACGUGCCGGCGAGCAUCCCGUCCGCCAGCCCCGUGGACCUCCUUCCAUCGAGGAACUCAAGGCCAAGCCUACCGCAAAGCACGAGGGCAGCAAGAACUUUGCCACUCGCACUCGCCGUUCUGCAGUGCACAAUCUGGUGCGUGCCGGGCGGGAGCGCAGAAAGGGAACUGGCAGCUCUAACGGCAGUAUGAGUCCCGUCUCGGAGAGCGCUGAGGAGGAGUCUGGCACCCCCAUCACCGACAAUGAGUCCGAUUCCGGUCGCAGCGGAUCUGGCAGCCUGGCGGGUGAUAUCGACUGCUCUCUCCCUAGCUCAAGAACUUCCACCAACGGCAGCUGGGGUGCCAUCGGUUCCGACCGCCCAAGCUCGCGUCAGAGAGCCCGCAAGAGCCUUGACAGCGUAAGCAGCAAUGAGAGCGGCGAGAACAGCUUCGCUAGCGUCUUCAAGAACUCGGCUCAGCGUGCCGGGAUCGAAGUGACGGACGGUCAGCGCAAGGCGCCCAUGCUAGUCCUGACCAGCGCUGAGAAGCGAAAGAGCGGCAUCCUGGCAUAG